GCGGAGAUGAGCUGGAUUAAUGCAGCGGUAGGGAACAAACGGGACGGUAACGGGAAACGGAAACAACUCAGGAUUUAACGGCGACCGAAUGCUGCGACGGUGAACUGCAGCUCUCAAAAUCCAUCGAAUUAUAUAAAAACAAAAAUAUAUUAUAAGCUAAAAAGACACACAUGUACUAGUCGUGCUGUUUUUGGACGGAAAGAUGAUUUCGCCGUGGGACAGAUGGUACACGACCAGCUGCUGCCUGUGUUGUCAUGUACGGACGGGCACCAUUAUCCUGGGCAUCUGGUAUAUGCUCAUCAAUGCAGUGGUUUUGUUAAUCCUGUUGUCGGCUCUCAAUGACCCAGUCCAGUACCACUACCACCUCACCAGCUCCGAACUCGGCACGGAUUUGGACGUCAUGGACGAUGCAAACAUGUGCAUCGCUGCUGCAAUCUCAUUGCUGAUGAUUUUGAUUUGUGGAAUGGCAACCUAUGGUGCAUAUAAGCAACAUGCUGCAUGGAUCAUUCCUUUCUUCUGCUACCAGCUCUUUGACUUUGCUCUUAACACUCUGGUAGCAAUAAGUGUUGUUGUUUACCCCAACACUAUACAGGACUAUCUUCAGCAGUUGCCUGGGACCUUUCCAUACAAAGAAGACUUGAUGUCCACAAACAACAUGUGCCUAGUAUUAGCAGUGCUUCUCUUUGUCGGAUGCAUCUUAGCCUUUAAGGCUUACCUUAUUGCCUGCGUCUGGAACUGCUACAGAUACGUCAGUGGAAGAAGCACUACAGAGGUCUUGGUUUAUGUCACCACAAAUGACACUACAGUACUACUUCCACCCUACGAAGAGGCGAUCAGCAUUCCACCGAAGGAUCCCCCUCCCCAGUACGUUUCGGCUUGAGAAUCGCACCACUCUUUUACUACGCUGCUCCCAAACCUUCUCCAAAGAAACAAUCUUGUCACAGUAGCCCAUUCCGUUGCCCCGGUCUCCUGUUUGUCGCUGUGUGACGUAAGUCUCCUCUCUCCUCUCCUCUCUGGAGGCAGCAGUAUGACUUUGAGACGCCCUUCCCUCGACAAGGCUGCCCAGCUGUCCUGGCAACCCAAUGCUGUGUGUCAGCUCCAAUCUGAUUUGCACUUUCGGCGAUUAUGUGUGGCACUGGCCUUUUUAAUACUGUGAACUACUCAGUAGUGUUGUCGUCUACUGAUAUACCUGAGAUUUGAAUGCAGCGUGCAUGAUAAACACGGGAGUUACGUAAGAGCACUUUUCAAAUGGGAAUUACCUAGAAAUAUACUGAAUGUAAGAAGCCGGCAUUUUCACUUUAAUUUCGUUGUACUGUACGAAAUGAAAUUUGAAUUCUGGUUCAGAAUAUUAACUAAAUUAGUUGUAAAAAAAAAUAAAAAUAAAAAUAACAAGCAAAGCUACAUAAUUUUAUCUAACAAAGUGAAAUCUUUCAAGUCUUCCUUUAUACACAAUGCAGUCAUUUGUUAAUAUUGUCUUUCAACAAAUCUAUUGCUAAUCAUUAAUUAGAUGUCGCAAGGACGGUUGUUCCUGCUGCUUGUGAACAGUUUCAAAGCUGUAUACACUUAAUAUACGUGAUCACUCUUAUUUAGAUGAGAAGUCAAGUAGAUUUGAAACUUUUUAAAGAUUCUGUUGACUGUGUUUCAUGCGUCGUGGGGGAUCUGACUUCUACGGAGCUCCUAAAGGGACGUGGUGAUGGAAAAAAAUAUGAGAUGGCAGGAAAAAUUAUAUGCCAAUGCUUUUGCGUUCCCCAGAGAAACUAUGCGUUCACUUGCAAAAUGUUUGCGAUUCCCCCCCAGAAAAUUUGCGUUCACUUGCAAAAUGUUUGCGAUCUCCAGAGAAACUUUGCGUUCGCUUGCAAAAUGUUUGCGAUUCCCCCCAGAAAAUUUGCGUUCACUGGCGAAAUUUUUGCAAGAAAACGUUUUGGUAGAUAAUGCAAAGGUUUUGCGAAUGAAUGCAGGGGGAGAGAAUGCAGAAGCACUGAAUUAUAUUUUUUCCAUCACCAUGUCCCUUUAGGGGCUCCGUAUACAUCAGAUUAAAGGACUUGUCACUCGUUUUAUUAAAAAAAAAAAGAAAAGAAAAAAUCUGGGUUAAGAUUUGGUCACAUUUACCGUUUCAAUAGGAAUCCACAUGAUUGUAAUGGUGAAAGAUUUCCUUACACAAAUUUCGCAACAAGUUUAAAUUGGUAAUGUGAAUUUGCUGCAUUGAUGAACAGAAAGCUACUUGGUUUGAAAGUGACUUCUGUGUGAGCUGUGUUUUAUGCAUCGUUACACUAUUGACAAUAGACAAUGGACCUUUUGCCUAUGAAAUUUUGCUGAAAUUUCAGUAAUGUGACCACAUCUUUACAGUGAGGCACUUAGAAUAGAAGUGAAUUGGGCCAUCCGUAAACGUUCUGUGUUGAUUUUGGUGUGAAAAAAAUCACUUAAUCUUUCUAUGUAAAGUUAUAUCCAGUUUUUCAACUUCGUCGUCAUGACAUGUAAUGCCUAAAAUGCUAAAUUGAAUGAUUAAAACAUUUUUACCACUCAAUAUACAAGUUUUAACAGAAAUAUUAAUGUCUUUCAUAAGAUUAGAAGCUUCACAUUUCUACUUUUAAAUCCUACAAAAAUUGGCCCUAUUCACUUCCAUUGUACAUGCCUUGAUUUUUGCUUUUCGACAAGGGAAGUGCUCAAAUGCAUAAAUGAGAAUUAUGUGUAAGGAGAUCAUUUUGUUGAAUUUGUCCUGUUCAGAGUAGUUGUAUAACAUUUCUUUCAUUAUCACUAGGUUACAAUCUGUGGCUACAGACUGCAAUGUUUUUGCACAUAUGAAUAUUAUUCAUUCAUGUUAUUGUCUGUGAUGAACGGUGUGUUAAUCAGUAAUUUGUGACAAAUGAAAAGUAAAGGACGUGACUGCCGACAAUAGAUUAGCAUCUAGCUUAGUUCAAACGACAUGGCAUCUCCCUCAGACAUCUUCUAGUUUAAAGUAGCUUCUGUUAUUGGGAACAUUUUUAUAUAAAGUGGCUAUGCAAGGGUAUUUUGUAACAUGUAUCCAUAGCUCACAAUGUCUAUGUACUUGCAUUUAUUCAUCAUGGUAACAUUAGGUAUAGAAGCAUUAACGAACGUAUUAGAGAUUGAUAGAUGUAGCCAUUUCCUUUCAUUGUUCUGAGCGUAGACUUUCAUCUUCAGUUCAGCUUCAAAUAAGCAAUGUUUUUCGUGAAACACAACUUUCAGAAUAUUCUGUGUAUUUGGAAUAUUGCUUUUGGUAUCAAAUGUGACCUGUAAAUUGUAUUAUUCUCACAAUAUUUCUCAUGAAAAUUAAAUGAUUAUCACAAAAAUCAAUUCUCAGAAACCCAGAACAAUGUUUGUCAGUAGGUAGAAUGCCUGUGAUUGUUUGUCUUUGUCUUGUUACACAUCAUGUAUUGGGUUGACACUGGCUUAUGUCUUAUUUCUAAACAAUAAAAUAUUACAGUAAUGCUUCA
Molecule: messenger RNA, 3452 nt
Organism: Megalobrama amblycephala (Wuchang bream)
Lineage: Eukaryota; Metazoa; Chordata; Actinopteri; Cypriniformes; Xenocyprididae
Gene: laptm4b
Product: lysosomal protein transmembrane 4 beta
Exons: 7
Coding region: 203-880 (225 amino acids)
Cellular component (GO): lysosomal membrane
Source: RefSeq, a predicted model, not a curated record